Messenger RNA from Lodderomyces parapsilosis, 444 nucleotides. RefSeq names its product mitochondrial 37S ribosomal protein bS16m. Gene Ontology annotation, molecular function: structural constituent of ribosome. The coding region runs from base 1 to 444 and encodes 147 amino acids. Gene Ontology annotation, cellular component: mitochondrial small ribosomal subunit; ribosome. Gene Ontology annotation, biological process: mitochondrial translation. The record is from RefSeq and is a predicted model, not a curated record. Lineage: Eukaryota; Fungi; Ascomycota; Pichiomycetes; Serinales; Debaryomycetaceae. The transcript has a single exon.
AUGUCAAACCCACUAAUGUCCCUCGCCGAAAAGACGGCUUACAAGAGAAAUCUUGUAAAGAUAAGAUUAGCCAGGUUUGGUCGAAAACAUCAACCUAUUUUCAACAUUGUUGUCAUGAAAGCUAAAAAAGCACAACAGAAAUUACCAAUGGAAGUUAUAGGCACAUACAAUCCUGUUCCUACGCCACAGCCAUCAUUCGACAACAGCGCUCCAAUUAAGGAUAUAAGCUUAGAUUUUCAUAGGGCUAAGUAUUGGUUAGGUAUGGGUGCUGAACCAACUCCAAAAGUUGCAUGGUUGUUUAAAAAAGCUGGUAUUUUGCCUAACUUCUGGCCCAAAACUAGUAAAUUGUCACAAGAGAUUAAUGCUCCUGUUGUGGAAGAUGUUAAAGAGACUCAGGAACUGCCCGUCGAUGUGGUGAGAAGAAGGGGUGACAAGAAGUUUUAG